Caenorhabditis angaria is the source of this 2990-nucleotide messenger RNA. Lineage: Eukaryota; Metazoa; Nematoda; Chromadorea; Rhabditida; Rhabditidae. The record is from the annotation of a GenBank genome assembly.
AUGCCGUAUCUUGAUAAUGCAGGAGCUGCGCUUCCAUCAAAACGACAGCUUGAUGAAUUAUCAAAAUUUCGAAAUGAUAUGAUUUUGGCAAACCCUCAUUCAAGACAUUCAACUGCACUCAAAACUAAGCAAUUGAUGAAUUCUGCUAGACUACGGUAUUUUUUUGAAACUUUUUUUUCUGAGUUCUGCUAACUUGUGUUUCAGAGUUUUACAAUAUUUCAACGCGUCUUCUGAUGAUUAUUUUGUUGUGUUCACUUAUAAUACAACUCAUUCAUUGAAAAUCGUGGCUGAAAAUUUCAAAUUUACCAGAACGAAAACUGAAGAAGUUAGUGAAAUUUCGAAUAUUCUCUAUGAAAAUCAAUCACAAUUUGCAUAUCUUUACGAUUCUCAUCAUUCAGUGAUCGGACUUCGAAAUUUUGUCAAAAAUAGGGUGAGGUUUUGGAGUUUAUCAGGGUUUUUUUGUAAUCACAAAAUCAAACGAUCAAAAUUAAAAAAAUAAAAGAAACUAAAAUAAACCUUGUGACAAAAAAAGAAAAAUAAUUGUAAAACAAAUACAGAAAAUUGUCUGCAGUCCCAUGAUAUAUGAAUCACACAAUAAUUGUUCAAACUAAUUGCAAUGUCCUUUUUGCAAACCAUGGGAAAAUUCUUAUUGAAAACUGUUACAACAACUACGAUAGUGAUUUUGAAAAAGUUUACAGGUGGACUCCAUCUCCUGCGUAUCAGAAAAUGCUUUUGAAAAUAUUCCCAACACAUCAAACAGUCUCUUUGUGCUCACAGCUAUGAGCAACUUCUGCGGGAAGAAAUAUGAUUUAGACAACAUUGCAAAAUUGCAAGAAAAGGGUUGGAGCGUGUGUCUAGAUGCAGCUAGUUUGGUUUCAACAGCACCAUUGGAUCUCAAAAAAUAUAGGCCGAAUUUUGUCGCAUUGUCAUUUUACAAAAUGUUUGGUUAUCCUACAGGUGUUGGUGCUCUAAUUAUUAGAAAAAGUGGGAGAAAAAAUUUUUCUUUUUCAAAUAAGACAGUGAUUUUGUAGAUUCUGAACAGAUGAUUCCUAAAAACUCAUUCGCUGGUGGAACAGUUCAAAGCGUGGAAGAAGAUAGUUUCUAUUUUAUUAGUAAAGAUUUGGAAGAUGCUUACGAGGAAGGAACAAUGAAUUUCCACGGAAUCGCAGCAAUUCAACAUGGUUUUGAUGAAAUAGAAAGAUGUGGUGGUAUAAAGAAUAUUCAAAAUAAAACAUAUUCGAUUGCCAAACAGAUGUUCAAAAUGCUUUCCACAAAAGUGCAUGAGAAUGGGAAACAGGUUGUUGAAAUUUAUUCACAAAAUUCUUCUGAAUUUGGAACGCAAGAUGAGCAAGGCGCAAUAAUAACAUUCAAUAUCAAACGACCUGAUGGAGGCUACUACGGUUAUAAUGAGGUAUGAGGGAUUUUUCUAUUGAGACAGGGAAAAAAUGAGACACUGAAUGUGAGGAAAAUGACAUGUGUGUUUAUGUUGGGUCUUGUAGCGAUUCUGUGUCCCUCUAGUUUUUUUUUUCUCCAUUUUUUGAAUUUUUUGUCGAUUAGAGCGCGGCUGCUUUUUUUAAUCGUCGCGACCAAAAAUAAAAACAUUUCUACAGUUCGUAUGAAGGAUAGAUGAAUAGAGCAAAGUUUUUUUUUCAGGUUGAAAAAAUAUGUGCAAUUUUUGGUAUCGAAAUCAGAACUGGAUGUUUUUGCAACAUCGGAGCAUGUAGAAAGUAUUUGGGAAUUUCUCAUGAAAUGAUUCAAAAUAAUCAACGGGUAUUUUCCACAAUUUAAAAAAUCGGUUAUUUUUAAAAUAUAUUUUCAUUUAGCAAGGAAAGCGAUGUGGAGAUGAGAUGGAUUUGAUUGAUGGAAAACCAACCGGAGCUGUUAGAAUCUCAUUUGGAAGACAAUCGGAAGAAGACGACAUUCUAGUAGUAGAAAAUAUGAUUGAUAAUUGUUUUGUUGGCUCAAUGGCACAAUUUUCGCAAGUUUCAACAAGUCUCAAAAUUCAUAAUUAUUCCCCUGAAGUUGUGAGAUUAUGCGCUUUCCCAAUUAAAAGUUGUGCAUCCGAAACUAAAGACAGGUAUGCUAAUUUUUCAGAAGUAAUGGUACUGACUUCCUAAAUGUUAUUUCAGUUUCAAUCUAACUGAACGUGGUUUUGAAUAUGAUAGAGAUUUUAUGAUUGUUCAGAGUGGUAUCACAUUGUCAUUGAAAACUCAUCCGGAAUUAUGUAGAAUUUCAGCUACGGUAUUUUUCUGUGUAUAUUUGAAUAACAGAUUCAUAAAUUUUUUGAAGAUUUCAGAAGAUAAAUCUAUGCUGGAAAUCAAAGCGUUUGGUGAAAUGUUGGAAUAUCCACUGAAGUAUUCAAAUAAUUCUGAACAAGAGCGGUUUGUCUGUCGGAACAAGAUUUCAACAAUUUCUUGCGAUGAAAAAACUAACAAGUGGCUUGAUAAUGUUCUAGAUAUGCAAAAUUGUCAACUUGUUCGAGUUACUAACGAUUCCUUCAAGAGCUUUGUGAAUGAAAGCCCGUUUUUGCUUAUAAAUGAAGCCAGUGUACAUAUUCUAUCUCAAAUAAUUAGUAUGUUUAAAACUUUAGACAAAAUAUCAACGUGAUUUUGUUUUUCAGAUAUUCCAACAUCAGAAAUAAUCACACGUUUUCGAUCAAAUAUUGUUGUGAGAGGAAUGCCACCAUUCAUUGAAGAUACUGCAAAACAUUUAAGCAUUGAGGGUAUCAAUUUUGAGGUUCGUCUAUAUUUUUGUUUACUAACAAGAUAUUUCAAAUGUUAUUUUUUGAUAAUUUUCAGGUUGUGGACAAAUGCCUUCGAUGUGAAAUGAUAUGCAUCGAUCCAGACACCGGAGUUAAAGAUCCAUCACUAAUUCUAGCCUUGAGAAAUUUUAGAAAAAAUCAGAAACUCACAUUUGGUAUUUACAUAAGACAAACAUCGUUUCAACAAGGAACUAGCAUAAAUAUAGGUGACAUGGUACAAUUCAAUUGA